AUGGUUCCUCAGGAAAGGAAUGUUGUACGAAAAGGUCUGGCCGAUUUGAACUGUUUUACUCAUCUGUCUACUCCGGGUUUGCUUCGAGUUUUGAGCAGCCCAACAUGUACUUACAUCUACCUGAUGGGUCACAGGUUCUUCCUUGUCGCAGCAGUGCCAGCUGCUUCGAACGAACCUCGACAGCCCCAUCUCCGGCUAAAGUAUGAUAUCCAGGAAAUUGUCUUGGCACUUCAGGCUGCUGCGGGCAUUUCUACCAUCAAUGUCACGAGGACCAUUCAGGAUGUCAUCCAGUAUGCGGAGAGAGUGUCAACCCCGGAUCCCGCUCCGAAUUCACCCUCGACCAGCAGCCUCUCAAGGACGAGAAGAGUCAAGGUCAAUAAGUUCAGGACGAAGAGAGCAAGGGGUACUCAGGAGCCUAUUAAUCAAGGUCAAAUGGGCGCCUUUGCUCGUUAUCGGCCUGAUCUCCUCAAGGGUCAUUGGAAUGGAUGUCAUCAUCCAAAGAGAGAAUGGUGCAAGAAGACAAGUUGUCCGGGGAGCGAGUGA
Messenger RNA from Neurospora crassa OR74A, 543 nucleotides. RefSeq lists its product as hypothetical. The record is from RefSeq and is a predicted model, not a curated record. The transcript has 2 exons. Lineage: Eukaryota; Fungi; Ascomycota; Sordariomycetes; Sordariales; Sordariaceae. Bases 1 to 543 code for a protein of 180 amino acids.